Penicilliopsis zonata CBS 506.65 is the source of this 4923-nucleotide messenger RNA. RefSeq lists its product as hypothetical. NCBI's taxonomy places the organism in Eukaryota, Fungi, Ascomycota, Eurotiomycetes, Eurotiales, Aspergillaceae. The transcript is spliced from 4 exons. The record is from RefSeq and is a predicted model, not a curated record. The coding region runs from base 1 to 4833 and encodes 1610 amino acids. Gene Ontology annotation, molecular function: histone binding; ATP hydrolysis activity; ATP-dependent chromatin remodeler activity. Gene Ontology annotation, cellular component: Swr1 complex.
AUGCAAAACGGCAGCGUGAAUGGUACAUCACAACAUCAUGAACGCGUGACGCCAGACCGCGAUGCCGCCAUUUGCGAUACGAAUGCGCUCGAAGGCGUUUCGAAACAUGCUCCGCCCGAUCUGACCUCCAAAUCGAACAAUGAUGAGGUUGAAACUGGAGAUACCGAAGGGCCUCCGUCAAAGAAGCGGAAGCUAGUGGACUCUGUAAACUCGCGGCGUUCGACGCCGCGGCCUCCAUCGCCUCCCUGGAAGAAGGUUGGGGUUGAGGGGCCAACUUCGUUUAUCGUGGAUGGCAGGCGCAAAUCAUCCAGAACCAACACUCUGCCUGUCAACUUACAGCCAUCAGCUCUAGGUGGCAAAGUGACAACAAACGGAUCACCCCGGAAUUCUGGCUCAAGAGGGACAGCUGGGAAACGGUAUCAAGCUUCACAUUCACCAGCCUCUCAGUCGGUUAACACUCGGACAAGAUCUCAAAGCUUAGCGGUUUCCAAUCAUCACCUCCCGGGCCCGAGUCCCAAAGUCUCGCGAUUCACCCCCUCGACACCUACGCCCUCUUCUCUGGAUAUCUAUUCGAUCGACAAUGAUGCGACACCCGAUAUGGGAGAUGGACAGGGGCGAGAAGAGGAGCGUUCGCAGAAGCUGCCGAGAUUGCGAUUCAAGGUCAAGAAACCCUCUCUUAGCGUCCAGCACCCUGCCCAUGUUCUAGCUCCUCGAAAAUACACCUCUUUCAGGGAAUGGCUCGAGAGUGAGGAUAGGCUGCAGAAGGAUGAUACAAUAUUUGCUGCCGAAGAAGCUGCAGAAGAAGCUCGGAAAAGGCAACUAAUAUUGGAUGCUGUGAAUCCUGGUGGUCUUCUAAGCCCAGAAGUCUGCUCUGCGUACCUACCUGAACAGCAAGAAGAACCGCCGCAACAAUAUUCCCAUCAGGAUCACCUUGUAGCGCAUGCAAUUUACUUCAAGAAACUUCUUGACCAGGAACAUAAACGGCAUCGAAAUACAGCAAAGCUAUUUGCUCAAUGGUGUGCCGAUGCCUGGAGAAAGCGCCACAAAGACCCCGAGGAUAUUCUGAGAGAACAGCAAGAAGAGAUGCGUGGAAGGCGCAAACAACUCGCCAAAGAUCUCCAAAAGAUGUUCGAUCUUGUACGCGCAGAAGUUGAUAGAAACCGUCUCGCGCGUUGGGAGGAAGAGCGAAAGGUGGAAGAUCAGCAAGCGCUGGACCGCGCGAUCAAGAAAUCAACGAUGUUAUUCGAGAAGAGGCGCAAGGAGAUUCUCGGAGAAACAGAAGAUGAUGACGCUGAAUCUAGCGAGGAGGAUGAUGAUGAUGAUGAAGAUGGAACGGACGAUUCCGACUCACCGAAAGAAGACGAAAGCAACAUGUCUUCAACAGACUCGGAGUCUGAAGAGGAUGAUAAUAUUGAUGACGAUGCAGCCCUCACAGCUGAUCAGUUGCGAAUGAAAUAUGCCAACCUUCCCUCGGCCGCAGAUCAAUCAGAUCGAGCGUCGAUCUUAUCCGGCAAUACUAUGAUUACCCGAGAUAGCGUCGCUCUGGACUCUGAGCGACAUGCCAGCGAUGUUGACGAUUCGGAGCUUGAUACCUCUUCACAUCAGAUCAUGCUAGACGAGGUUGAUCCAAUGCUCCUAGACGACAGUGAAGAGUCCACCGAUAUGGAUGAUGAUAUGGGCGAUAGUGAUGCGGAUGAGGAAGUAGAUGAAGACGACGACGAUGAAUCUGACGUUAGCGAUGAUGGUCCUGGCUUGCUAGGGUUCUUCUCUUCGAAAGAGUUGGUAACGACUGAAUUUGACGGUGACGGUGAUGCCGAUGAUGAUAUGGUGGCUGGUAUUGGUGAUAGGAAGUCUCUGUCAUCGGAUGAGGACGACGAGGAAGAAGAGGAGCCAGAUGAAGUCUCCCUUGUUCCGAAUGGACCUACCACCCAUGGAAUGGCAAAUAUUGAUAUCGAGUCAGCGUCUGCUGAUGAUACAUUUGCUCCUACCCCUACGAAUGAUAUUCAGGUUCUAGAUGUCUCAGAGGAUGAUACCGGUGGUGCCACAGACUUCGCGGAUGAUAUCCCGGCAGCUUCCUAUCGCGAGCCACAUUCUGCAGACAAUGGCCAUACCCUACAUCAAUCACGAAGAAGCAGAGAAUCUAGCGCGGCAUCCCCUGGCACAUUCGCCACCAAACCCUCAGAACCAGAGUCCAUAUCUUCACUUGAACCUUCGGCAGAGAAGCCUGUUGAAAUUAACGAAUCACCUGCUCCUGCUUUGAAGACACAGAUCCCUCAUUUACUUCGUGGCACGUUGCGAGAGUACCAGCACUUCGGCCUGGAUUGGCUUGCUGGAUUGUACACCAAUCAGAUCAAUGGCAUUCUUGCUGAUGAGAUGGGCCUCGGUAAAACCAUUCAGACUAUUGCUCUGCUUGCGCAUUUGGCCGUGGAGCAUGAGGUCUGGGGUCCGCAUUUGGUCGUUGUUCCCACCAGUGUCAUCUUGAAUUGGGAAAUGGAGUUCAAGAAAUGGUGUCCUGGGUUCAAGAUCAUGACCUACUAUGGUAACCAGGAUGAGCGCAGGGCGAAACGCAAGGGCUGGAUGGACGAUAACAGCUGGAAUGUUUUGAUCACGUCUUAUCAGCUAGUACUUCAAGACCAACAAGUCUUGAAGCGAAGAAACUGGCACUAUAUGGUCCUGGAUGAGGCUCAUAACAUCAAGAAUUUCCGUUCGCAAAGAUGGCAAGCGCUUCUUACAUUCCGGACGCGAGCCAGGCUCCUUCUUACUGGCACUCCACUUCAGAACAACCUGACUGAACUGUGGUCUCUUCUGUUCUUUCUGAUGCCUUCAGACGGAGACGGAGAAGGUAUCGACGGUUUUGCUGAUCUAAGGAAUUUCUCGGAAUGGUUCCGUCGCCCCGUGGAACAGAUUCUCGAACAUGGGAGAGAAACGAUGGAUGACGAGGCGAAGCGAGUAGUGACCAAACUCCACACUGUCUUACGGCCCUAUAUCCUACGGCGCCUCAAGGCCGACGUUGAAAAGCAAAUGCCAGCGAAAUAUGAGCACGUUGUCUAUUGCAGACUUUCCAAAAGACAGAGGUAUUUGUAUGAUGGAUUCAUGUCUCGCGCACAGACAAAGGAGACGUUAGCCUCAGGCAAUUAUCUAUCUAUCAUUAACUGUCUGAUGCAACUACGCAAGGUCUGCAACCACCCCGAUCUGUUCGAGACGCGACAGAUCUCGACAUCGUUUGCUAUGACCACCUCAGUCACCACGGAAUACGAGAUCAAGGAUCUUCUCGUGAGACGACGACUGUUGUACGAGCAUCCUCUGACCAAGCUUGACCUGGACUUCCUCAAUCUCGUGCCCAUCUCGCGGGAGAAUAUCUCGCGCAGACUGGCAGACGACAGUACACGGAUCAUGGCGUAUGCGCCAUUUCAAGCACUCCGGGAAUGUCAGUACAAGCGCACCAACUGGCGCAUGGGAUUCAAUGGUUCCACGAUCCGGUGGGCUCUUGAUUCCAUGGAGAAUUCUGCCAGGAAACGGCGCAUGCAAGAACUCGAGCAAUGCCUCUACUUUGAAUCGAAACGUCAUGGUCGCCGCCCUGUGUAUGGCAGCAGUCUGAUUGAGUUCCUCACUGCCGACAACAAGCACCAGGCGCUAUCUCAUAAUCGGGUCCGCAACCUGUCCGCAGCAGACUGGCUCAUGAGCCAGUCCAGUGUGCUCGCCUCGAUGGUUUUGUCUAUUGAAGAACGGGCCCGUGAGAUGGAGGGCUAUGUGCAGCGGUUCGCAUGUGUCACCCCGGCGGCUGUCGCAGCCGGGGUCACCGAAGCCGCGCUGACGCCUAUCCAGACCCGCCAUAUUCCCGCGCAGCAGAGAAUUGGGCGCUACGAUCCGUUCCACGAAGCCCAGAUGCGUCUGUCGAUCGCAUUUCCAGACAAGCGCCUGCUACAGUAUGACUGUGGCAAGCUGCAACGGCUCGACAAACUGCUACGGGAUCUCAAGGCCGGUGGCCAUCGGGCGCUCAUCUUCACGCAAAUGACCAAGAUGCUCGAUAUCCUGGAGCAGUUCCUCAAUAUCCACGGGCACCGCUAUCUGCGACUGGAUGGGACUACCAAGGUGGAACAACGGCAGAUCCUGACAGACCGGUUUAACAACGACAACCGCAUUCUGGCGUUCAUUCUGUCGAGUCGAUCUGGUGGGUUGGGGAUCAACCUGACGGGUGCGGACACGGUCAUCUUCUACGAUCUGGACUGGAAUCCAGCGAUGGACAAGCAGUGUCAGGACCGAUGUCACCGGAUCGGACAAACGCGCGACGUGCACAUCUACCGGUUUGUAUCCGAGUAUACGAUCGAGUCGAACAUUCUCCGCAAAGCCAACCAGAAGCGGAUGCUGGAUGACGUGGUGAUCCAAGAGGGCGAGUUCACGACGGACUACUUCAACAAACUGGAUGUGCGCGAGAUGAUCGACAGCGAGGUGCCGGAGAACCAGGAUGAGGCCAGCGCGGCGAUGGACCGGGUGCUAGAUAACCGUGGAUCGACGGGAGGCAGCACGCGAGGCUUUGAGCAGGCGGAGGAUAAAGAGGACAUUGACGCAGCGAAGAACGCGCAGAAGGAGCUGGACCACGCGGAUGACGGCGACUUUGAGGAUCGCAGCGUCGGACGGCCGACGGAGAGCACGGCUGGUGCCGCUCCCGAGGCGACGGCCGAGGCAGACUUACAACCGGGGCACGUCGACGAGUACCUGCUGCGGUUCAUGGAGUGGCACAUGAAGGACGAGCCGUUGGUGUUGCCGGCCGACAAGAGCAAGAAGAAGUCGAAACGGGGCCAUGAGCACCGACUCGGCAAGCGACGUCGAUGAUGUAUUAUACAAGCUUAUUAUUAUUAUUAUUACUAUUAUUACUAUUUCAUUAUUAUUCUAUUUUAUUAUUACCAUUAUGUUAUUAUUACU